AUGGGGAUUGUUUCGGGACAAACAGGAACUAAUCUAAAAGAUCUGUAUACCUACCUGUUUACAACGAUAGGAUACAAUAAAGAUAUCCGUCCCGCCACGAAUCAGGGCUCUCCUACCCAGGUGUCGGUAGAUCUGCUGUUGACUGGACUCCAAGGACUUAAUGAAGCCCAUCAGCAAAUGACAUCCAUGGGAAUUUUAACUAUCAAAUGGAAAGAUGAAUUUCUGACGUGGACGCCCUCUUCUUAUGGGGGAGCGACAUAUAUAGACGUUCCCCAGGGGCUUGUUUGGAAGCCGGAUAUCCAGGUACAGAAUGGUCUCACCGACUUUGCCGAACUGGGCGGAAGUUUUAUGAAUGUACGCGUGUUUAGUACCGGAGAUGUUAUAUGGACACCUUAUAAAGUAUUUGACACCAAAUGUUUGAUCGAAAUUAGAUCUUUCCCAUUUGAUAGACAAGAAUGUUCGAUAAAUUUCAUAGCAUGGAAUAGUGAUAUAAAUUCGGUGAAUAUUACACAGGGAACGAACGGCAUGCAGCUAGAUGACGAUCUAUAUAAUGGUCAGUGGACGCUCUCUAAUCCCACCACUAACGUCAUAAUAGACGAUGACGAAUCAAAGAUCAGCUUCAAAUUGACGAUAGAGAGGAAACCAAAAACAUACGUCAUCAAUAUAAUAGUUCCCAUGAUGUUUCUCGUCGUCCUUGAUGUGUUUACGUUCGCCCUUCCUAUUGACAGUGGGGAGAAAAUGGGAUACUCAGUCACAAUUAUGUUGUCAAUGUCAAUAUUCAUGACUAUUGUUGCCAGUCUUUUACCACCUACGUCAUAUUCGACGUCAUACAUAGAAAUAUAUAUAAUUCUAGACGUGGUAUUGGGAACGAUAAUACUGGUCAUAACCACAUUAACUAUAAGAAUUCAUUAUAGGACCCAAGAAAUAAAAAUACCCCCAUGGGUACAGAAAUUGACAGUUCUAUCCUGGAAAUUGCAAGGUAGACCAUCGCAAAAUUCUGUUAAGCAGAAAAUGAACUCGGUGACAAAGUUAGAGGUUGUUAGUGUCAAUGAUACUGAUGGGGAGAACGCAAAACCAAUGGUGGGAAACAGCGAGAUCGUUCUAUGGACGGAUGUGACGUCAGCAAUAGAUUAUUAUAUGUUUUGGUUAUUUUUAUUUAUUAUUUCCUUAUCAACAGCCGUUCUUCUUGGACUUGCUUCCAGUUAA
This is a messenger RNA of Saccostrea echinata, 1206 nucleotides long. Its product is annotated as neuronal acetylcholine receptor subunit beta-4-like. The transcript has a single exon. Gene Ontology annotation, molecular function: transmembrane signaling receptor activity; neurotransmitter receptor activity; extracellular ligand-gated monoatomic ion channel activity. The record is from RefSeq and is a predicted model, not a curated record. Gene Ontology annotation, biological process: regulation of membrane potential; signal transduction; chemical synaptic transmission. Gene Ontology annotation, cellular component: neuron projection; synapse; membrane. The coding region runs from base 1 to 1206 and encodes 401 amino acids. NCBI's taxonomy places the organism in Eukaryota, Metazoa, Mollusca, Bivalvia, Ostreida, Ostreidae.